GACGGGCGUUUUUUUUUUUUCUCCGCCGAUUUUUUAGUUGGGUGGCUGAAACCGGGAGUCAGCGCCUCUGAGGAAAUCUCUGCGGCAGAGAUUUGGCUUCAGGUCAAGUUCCCAGGCCGUGAGGGCGGGAAGCUCUUCUGGACAUUCUUAUUGGCUAUAGCCCUCCGAUGUGCUCUAAUCUGGCUGCUCUGAUUGGCCGACGUCAUGCCGCCAGCGCGAAGAAGCCCAGUUUCCUGAGAUUUUGUUUCCUGCGGGCGGAGAUGUAGGGUGGGUUGCGGCGUGCUGUGCGCUGGAACGUGGGCGCUAGGAGUGCGGGCGCUAGCAGCGCCUGAGCGCUUGGAUUUAGUCCCGGGGGCACCAUGGCCAGCGUCCACGAAAGCCUCUACUUCAACCCCAUGAUGACCAAUGGGGUGGUGCACGCCAACGUGUUCGGCAUCAAGGACUGGGUGACGCCUUAUAAGAUCGCGGUGCUGGUGCUGCUGAACGAGAUGGGUCGUACUGGCGAGGCUGCCGUCAGCCUGAUGGAGCGGCGGAGGCUCAACCAGCUGCUCCUGCCACUCCUGCAGGGCCCAGAUAUUACCCUGUCUAAACUGUACAAGUUAAUUGAAGAAUCUUGUCCUCAACUGGCAAAUUCAGUACAGAUCAGGAUCAAACUGAUGGCUGAAGGCGAAUUGAAGGAUAUGGAACAAUUUUUUGAUGACCUUUCAGAUUCUUUUUCUGGAACUGAACCAGAGGUUCACAAAACAAGUGUAGUAGGUUUAUUUCUGCGUCACAUGAUCUUGGCCUACAGUAAGCUUUCUUUCAGUCAAGUGUUUAAACUGUACACUGCCCUUCAACAGUACUUCCAGAAUGGUGAGAAAAAGACAGUGGAGGAUGCUGAUAUGGAACUGACCAGCACAGAGGAGAGCGAGAGAAAAAUGGAGAAGGAAGAACUUGAUGUAUCUAUAAGAGAAGAGGAGGUAUCUUGUAGUGGACCACUGUCCCAAAAACAAGCAGAAUUUUUUCUUUCUCAACAGGCUUCUUUGUUAAAGAAUGAUGAGACGAAAGCCCUCACUCCAGCUUCUUUGCAGAAAGAAUUGAACAACUUGUUGAAAUUUAAUCCUGAUUUUGCUGAAGCGCAUUAUCUCAGCUACUUAAACAACCUCCGGGUCCAAGAUGUUUUCAGCUCAACACACAGCCUCCUGCAUUAUUUUGACCGCCUGAUUCUUACUGGAGCCGAAAGCAAAAGUAACGGGGAAGAGGGCUAUGGUCGGAGCUUGAGAUAUGCUGCUCUGAACCUGGCCGCCUUGCACUGCCGCUUUGGACACUAUCAACAGGCAGAGCUCGCCCUGCAGGAGGCGAUUAGGAUCGCCCAGGAGUCCAACGAUCACGUGUGUCUCCAGCAUUGCUUGAGCUGGCUUUAUGUGCUGGGGCAGAAGAGAUCCGAUAGCUAUGUUCUGUUAGAGCAUUCCGUGAAGAAAGCAGUCCAUUUUGGGUUACCGUACCUCGCCUCCCUGGGAAUACAGUCCCUAGUUCAGCAGAGGGCUUUUGCUGGGAAGACAGCAAACAAACUGAUGGAUGCCCUAAAGGACUCCGACCUCCUGCACUGGAAACACAGCCUGUCAGAGCUCAUUGACAUCAGCAUCGCACAGAAAACUGCCAUCUGGAGGCUGUAUGGCCGCAGCACCAUGGCGCUGCAGCAGGCCCAGAUGUUGUUGAGCAUGAACAGCCUGGAGUCGGUGAACGCAGGCGUGCAGCAGAACAACACGGAGUCAUUCGCUGUUGCGCUCUGCCACCUCGCGGAGCUGCACGCGGAGCAGGGCUGUUUCGCGGCAGCUUCCGAAGUGCUGAAGCACCUGAGGGAGCGAUUCCCACCCAAUAGUCAGCAUGCCCAGUUAUGGAUGCUAUGUGAUCAAAAAAUACAGUUUGACAGAGCAAUGAAUGAUGGCAAAUAUCAUUUGGCUGAUUCGCUCGUUACAGGAAUCACAGCUCUCAACAGUAUAGAGGGUGUAUAUAGAAAAGCAAUUGUACUGCAAGCUCAGAACCAAAUGUCGGAGGCACACAAGCUUUUACAAAAACUGUUGAUUCAUUGUCAGAAAAUCAGGAACACAGAAAUGGUGAUCAGUGUCCUGCUGUCCGUGGCAGAGCUGUACCGGCGGUCUUCCUGCCCCACCAUCGCGCUGCCCGUUCUGCUGCAGGCUCUGGCCCUCUCCAAGGAGUACCGGCUGCAGUACUUGGCCUCCGAAACAGUGCUGAACUUGGCUUUUGCCCAGCUCAUCCUUGGAAUCCCAGAACAGGCCUUAAGUCUUCUCCACAUGGCCAUUGAGCCCAUCUUGGCUGACGGAGCUGUUCUGGACAAAGGCCGUGCCAUGUUCUUGGUGGCCAAGUGCCAGGUGGCUUCAGCUGCUUCCUAUGAGCCCCUGAAGAAAGCGGAAGCUCUGGAGGCUGCCAUUGAGAACCUGAACGAAGCCAAGAACUAUUUUGCAAAGGUCGAUUGCAAAGAGCAAAUCAGAGACGUAGUUUACUUCCAGGCCAGACUCUACCACACCCUGGGGAAGACGCAGGAGAGGAACCGAUGUGCAAUGCUCUUCCGGCAGCUGCACCAGGAACUGCCCUCUCACGGGGUGCCCUUGAUAAAUCAUCUCUAGAGAGAACGUCCCCGUGGGCCACUGUGCAGGAUGCUCAGGCAAGACCCCUUGGGGUAUCAGUAGAUCUCUGUAGGGGUCAGCGCAAGUUUUUCUGAGGCUGGAAUUUCCUUCCGAAGCAUCACUGCUUUGUGGGACCGCAUGGCGCUCGUCAUGGACCCGUGCGUGAUCGUGAGUACAUGUUGGUUCCUGACUGGAGUUCAGAAGAAAAAAGGCUUGUUUAUGGUUUUUGAAUCGAUGACAGAAAGCAUAUUUCAGUCACUUUUGGGGUGUUGGCUUUCUUAUAUUUUCUGCAUGGGUAUAUUUUUUCUAUAUUUAACUAUAUAAAUGAGGGAUGAUGAUACCUGAAAUCUAGAAAUUCAUCAUGAAUAAGGUGAUUAUAAAUUAAGAAAGUGUCUGAAGCUCAGAUGUAUUUGGAUGCCAUCACUCAAAUACACAGUGUAUGUAAUUUACAUAUUGCCAUGCUGCACGCUGCAGUUAAGUAGGAGCUGGUUAUUGCUUUGUUCAUGAACUUAACUUAUCCUUGAUUAUACACGGAAAAAUCCCAGUGUUUCAAGUCCAAACCAGUGACAAGACACCAACCAAAUUUUGCAGCUUCUAUCAUUAGCUCUUUCUCCGUUAAAUUCAAACCUCCUGAUGAAAAAUCAUUUAUCUCCAAAGCUCUUUGAAACAGUGUAAAACAACUCCCACGCAUUAGGGUGCAUUUGCUUAGCCAAAGAUAGCUGCUCUGGAAACGAGAUUCAUUGUAGAGAUAGAGACAUUAAUUGGUAUGUUGAUGUUUAAAAAUCGUUCCCAAAAUUUAUUUGAAAGGUUAUAUAUGUAGAGGGUAAAAAUGAAAUAUUCUUAAAGGCUGUAGAGUAAGCAAGUAAUUCUUCCUCCCAGGAAGUUACCAAUAUAUCAGUUUCUUUUUAUUCUUCCAAAUAUAGUCUUUUAUCUGAUGUCAUUUUCGGUCAAUGUAUUUAAACUAAGAUCCUUUUAAAUCUCAGAAGCAAUCUUAAUCACUCUGCCUCAGUGUAAGAAGGUCCAAGAGAUGGGGCAAGGUUGCUCAGCUGACCCCUCAGGUAUCAACAUUAAAACCCAGAAGUCAUCAAACCUGGCUACAAAAUUUGUGGGGCCCAGUACAAAGUGAAAAUACAAGGCCUAUAUGUUAAGCAGAGCCUUACACCAGGUAGGGGGCCCUUCUAAGCCCUGUGCAGAUAGAUGCACAGUUUGCAUGCUUUGGAAGCCAGCCUGCCAACCCUGCUCUCAGCUUACCCUGGAAGGACUGAAUCCAAAGAUAAUAUAAAAUCUGUGAAGGGCUGUCUGAGUGGCUCAUUUGGUUAAGAGCUUGCUCAAAAGUCCAAGCUCUGACCAACAGGGUUGCUGGUUCGAUUCCCGG
Molecule: messenger RNA, 4002 nt
Organism: Hipposideros armiger (great roundleaf bat)
Lineage: Eukaryota; Metazoa; Chordata; Mammalia; Chiroptera; Hipposideridae
Gene: ANAPC5
Product: anaphase promoting complex subunit 5
Exons: 19
Coding region: 360-2627 (755 amino acids)
Biological process (GO): positive regulation of mitotic metaphase/anaphase transition; protein K11-linked ubiquitination; anaphase-promoting complex-dependent catabolic process
Cellular component (GO): anaphase-promoting complex
Molecular function (GO): protein binding
Source: RefSeq, a predicted model, not a curated record